Molecule: messenger RNA, 1752 nt
Organism: Dermatophagoides farinae (American house dust mite)
Lineage: Eukaryota; Metazoa; Arthropoda; Arachnida; Sarcoptiformes; Pyroglyphidae
Source: RefSeq, a predicted model, not a curated record
AUUAAAAAUAGUCGUCAUCAUUUUGAUAAUAUGAAAUAAAAUCAUCAUCAAGGACAAUGGGAAUUAUGUUGUUUGGUCGACAAUUUUUUUUUGUUUCAAAAAUAGAUUUUGUAUAUGGAUUACAAUCUUCAGAUAAAAAUCAGCGUCAAGAGUCACAACAUCUUCAUGAAAAGACAAAAAAAAGAGAAAAAAUCUUCAUGAUUUUUUUUCGUUUAUGUUUGGAAAGAUUUGACGCGAUAAAUAUCGAAAAUGAAUUACAUUCUGGACGUGGAAUCCCGUUUAUGGAAACGUUUUAUGCAAAAUUCAUAUUAUCGCCGAUUACAUAAUCAUAUAUUCUAUCUAUAUUAUUAUGAUGAUCGUAUUCGUCGAAAUUAUCGUCGACAACAAAUGGAUACGGCAACAAUCAAUUCAUCAUCGAAUGGAAGGAAGAAAAUGAAUGAUAAUGAUGAUUAUGAACAAUUGAAAUCGAUUGAUUAUAAUCAAAUUGAUUAUGAUAGCAAUGUACCGUUACGACGAUCAUUUUGGAAUUGUAUCGUACCAGGUAUAAUGUCAACGAUUCAAACACUCGGUGCUGGCCUUUAUGCUCUAUCACCAAGUUAUUUUCAACAAUACUCAUUUAUCGGUACAUUCGCUCGUUUCAAUCCACCAGAAGGUCGUGAAUAUUUUCUGACCGCAUGGGCAAUAUCGGCAUUUUCCGUCGUCAUCAUGAUGCUCUGUAUACCAACACGAGUACGACAAUUUCGUUUUGUUCGCAUACUUUUUUUGAAUAAUAAUGAUCGCCAUCGUUUAACAAAUGAAGAAUUUGAACAAUUUGAACGAUCACGUGAUCGUAUACUAUCGGCUGUUCGUAGUUUUAUGUGUGUGGUCAUUUUGAUUUUUCCAUUCGGUUUCAUACCGACGAUCAUACAGCUAGAAGCGUAUAAAAUUUCAAUGUUUUGGACAGUUUUCUGGUUCAUCAUAAUCAAUACAAAUAUCUGGUAUCUUUUCAUGACGCAAUAUUAUUUCCCAAUUUUCAUCGUUAUGAUUCAAUAUUAUUUCCGUAUGCGUUUACGUAAUCUACAGAAACGUUUGUUACGUUUACAGCAAUGUUUUCAUCGUUGCAACCAUCUGGAUUCGGAUUCUGGUGGCAAUGUUAGAUUGAAUCAGCAAGCAAAAAUCUGGCGUCGUCAAAUAAAUAAUGAAUUUCUACGUAUAAAUCGCCUUUAUGUUGAAUUGCGUCGUGAAAUUUAUUCAAAUAGUAAUCAAUUAAGACGAUUUGUUACGACAAUAUUCACUGAUCUUAGUAUGCAAUCAACAUAUCUUAUAUCGGUAGUUUUAUUCACUAAAAUAGCACCAGCAAUAACAUUGGUUAUAAUGCAAAUCACUACAGGUAUAACAACAAUGUUGUUAAUAUUUCUUUUUAGUUGUUCAAUGUUGGAAUUUGAAGAUCGUAAAUUUUUCAAUCAAAAACAAAAAUGUCUCAAUAUUGGCAAUGUAAAACGGAAUAUUUUUACCAGCAAAAAUUCUAUUAAGCUUGACACACCAAUCGAACAAACAGUUGGUUUUACAAUUAUACAUGAUAUUACUAUUAAUUCCGAGUUAUCCGUCACUGUUUUGGUUAAUAUUAGUACAUUUUUCUUUUUGCUUGCAUCACGAAUUCGUUGAUCAUUACAAGGCCAGAGAUGAGGACGACGUGAAGUAUUUUUGGCAUUACUAAAUAAUAACGGGACAAAAAAGAAUCAAUAAAAUAGAUUUGAAAAAAAAAUGAAAAAA